AUGGCACACAAAGACGCGGUAGGGCUCUGUUUGAUUUGUGGUGAACUUUCUUUUGGAAAACACUAUGGUUGUUUAAGCUGUCUUGGAUGCAAAACAUUUUUUAGAAGAGCUGUAAUGCAUGGUCAGGAUACAAUUUGCAAAAAGCCGAAUAUUUGUGAACAAGAAGUGUGUGCUAGACGACUUUGUAGAUCUUGUCGUUUUCGAAGAUGUCUGGAUAUGGGAAUGUCUAGAGAAGCAUUACAACCUCGAAGGGAUUUAAUUGGAAGACGAAAGAAAAGACCAACACAAAUACAAUUUUAUCAAAAUAAUUGUGUCUCUUUAAUUCCUUCAACUUCUGGGAGCGAAGUAAAUUUUUUUAUUAAAUUUUUUUCAUAA
Molecule: messenger RNA, 375 nt
Organism: Meloidogyne enterolobii
Lineage: Eukaryota; Metazoa; Nematoda; Chromadorea; Rhabditida; Meloidogynidae
Source: the annotation of a GenBank genome assembly